Chenopodium quinoa (quinoa) is the source of this 1454-nucleotide messenger RNA. RefSeq lists its product as uncharacterized. The transcript has 2 exons. Bases 223 to 897 code for a protein of 224 amino acids. The record is from RefSeq and is a predicted model, not a curated record. NCBI's taxonomy places the organism in Eukaryota, Viridiplantae, Streptophyta, Magnoliopsida, Caryophyllales, Amaranthaceae.
AGCAGGAAUUCUAUUGAAAAGGAGUCUGGUGCGAAUGCCGGUUCAUCAGGGGCGGCUACUGUCGAUGCCGGUUCAUCAGGGGCUGCUGACGAGGCUGGUUCACCAGGGGUUGUUGCCGAGGCUAGUUCAUCAGGGGCUGGUGCCGAGGCUGGUUCAUCAGGGGCUGGUGCCGAGGCUGGUUCACCAGGGGCUGUUGCCGAGGUAGGUUCAUCAGGGGCUCUAAUGGCAGAGGAGAAGAUCAGUGAAAAGAAGAAAAAGAAAAUCAAAGUAGUUGCUACAAAGGGUAAAGCAAAAAAGGUUGAAAAAAGAGUGAAAGAAAAGCAUAAUGUGAAGUUUGAGGAUCCAGACAGUGAAGAUGCUGUUGAUGAAGUGCAGAAAUCAAAAUCUGUUGUUUAUGGGACGUUGCGUAAUAGGAUGUCACCUUCAUCUGUUGUUAAUGUUUUUAAGGAGUUUUCUGAAGAUCAGUUGACUGCCAUUAGAGCUAUAGGAUUUGGGUCUUUGGAGUAUUUGAAAGUGUCCCAAUUGCCUUUGCAAUUGGGUUUUUGGUUAGUCAAGCACUUUGAUGCUCAUAGUUGUACGUUGAAUAUUCCUGAUUCCGAUCCUUUCAAAAUUACGGAACAACAUGUACAUGAUGUCCUAGGGCUGCCAGCUGGAGGCAUGGAGAUGGAUGCUAAUCUUUUUUCAAAGGAUGAUAAAGUUAUUAACCAGUGGAAAAAACAGUUCCCAAAGAACUCAUUAUUUGUGAACAUUGGGGAACUUUCAAUGUACUUGAAGAACCAUAAAUCAGCUGGGCCAAUGUUCAAACGCAAUUUCGUAGUUCUUUGUGUUUCCACUUUAAUGUCAAGUAGUUUUUUCAUUUUCAUAUUUCUUAUUUUAAUUUCAUUUUGUUCAUUUUAAUUUCAUUUUGCUCAUUUUAGUUUCAUUUUGCUCAUUUUAGUUUUUGUUUGAUCAUAUUUUUUUAAUUUUGUUAUUUUAUGUUAGGAGGACAAAACAAGAAUGUUAAUCAUGACGUUCUCAGAUAUUUGAGUAAUGUUGCUAAAAUCAAGGAUUUAAAUUGGUCGAAGUUUAUCCUUGAUUCUCUUGUGAAGGCGAAGAUCAAAUGGGAUGAGCUUCCUACUCGCUACUUUCCAGGAUCUUUAUUAUUUCUUAUGCUUUUAUAUGUUGAUCAUUUUGUCAUUGAGGAAGUUAGAGCGAAACGAGAAACUCCUGUUCUCAAAGGCUGGACAACGAAUAUGUUGUCUAGCCGUGAGAAAUUGGAAAUUUUUAAGGGGAGGCUUGGAAUUUUCGAUAAAAAUCUGAAGGUUGUUGGUCCUUCUGGCAGCAAACAACCAAAAAUGGUAUUUCACUUUCAAUCAAUACUUAGCUUUUUUGCCUUUUAGAAUUAAAUUGAAUUGGACCAAAUCUUGUUAGAUUUCAUUGCAAACGAUCCCAACUUAUUCUGACUUUUUUUUUUU